Molecule: messenger RNA, 1841 nt
Organism: Schizophyllum commune H4-8
Lineage: Eukaryota; Fungi; Basidiomycota; Agaricomycetes; Agaricales; Schizophyllaceae
Exons: 3
Coding region: 36-1754 (572 amino acids)
Source: RefSeq, a predicted model, not a curated record
GAACGUUCAUCUCCAACGCGGCGGACAACUCGACCAUGGCAGUCUCUCGCCCCGUUGAGAUCAUGCGCAUCCUUAAUUCCCUCGAUAACAUCCUCCCCUCCCGUAAAGCACGGGCUGAAGAGAGACUCACGACACUCUUGACACUCAAAGACACCUUUCAAGAGCUGCAGGUCGAUCCCUUUGUGCUGAACGAACACCAGCGCCAGAGCAAGGAUCCCCGAGUAGUCGGUGCGAUGACUGCCAUCCGAGCCAUUACCCGUGUCGUCGCCUACACAGACGGCGAACCCGAGAACCAAGCCCUCUUUGACGCCACAAUGCACUGCACGCGUCGUUUGUGGCUCUCACUCGUUCGCUGGCUCGACUUCAUCCAUCCCAAGCAGCAAUUCAUCCCCUUCAACAUGCAGGUCGCAGAGGUCCUCGCGUGCGCCUAUGACUCGCUCUACGCCGUGAAACGCUCCUCCUUCGACCUGAUCGAGCAGACGCCACAGGUCUUCAGCUUGCUCUUCGAUCUUUGGCUACACUUCCCCGAGUAUACCAACACCACCGUUCACUUUGACUCUCAGGCUUUGGUUAUCUUUGAGUCCAUCGCGGAGGCCAUUGCGAAGCUCACCUACUAUCCUGACGUCGCGACUUUCCAGGCGCACUCCCCAGCGAUCAGAGAGGCGAUGCUAAUGACCCGAAUGCUCCCAAGCCAUUUCUACAGAUGUGCUGUCAGGAACCUGCAGUACUGCAAAGACGCUGAGGGCGUGCUGGAACCCGACAUGUGCUCAAGUCAAUUUCGGGCGCUCAAUUAUCUGGCCCAGUCUACCAUGCCCAUACCGCUGCACUCUCGCGAAACCAUCCACCUGCUCGUGCAGUUGCUCCGCGAAGCGAACCUGGGCACGGAUGAAUCGACGAAGCUCCCUGGUGCAUAUGCCUGCCUGUUGCUGCACAAGAUCUGGUCUACAGCGGAAGACGAUCGCUCGCUCGUCUGGGCGCUGAGGAUGGGUGUCCUGCCGCUCAUGAUGAAGCUGAGCGCUGGCGGACAGACCACAGCUGGGCUCAGUGCUCUCAGUGCAUACAUCUUCAAGCGUUCCGUUUUCUUGCCUGUCGCCCGUGUCCUCGGAGAGAUCCACCCUGCUAUCACCCCCGAGUUCACCUUCAGCCACGUAAAGAUCUGUACCGAUCUCUCGUUAGACGCACAGUACCUCGAGCGACUGGCCAUCAUGAAGACGCUGGACCCAGAAAGCAAAUGUGGCAAUGACGAGUGUCCGCACGCUCAUCCAGCAGGUGAUACAGAGCAGCUGAAGAACUGCCGCUGUUUCCGUAUCAAGUAUUGCUCGCCGGCCUGCCAGAAAGUCCACUGGCCGGCACAUAGAAAGAUCUGCGACCGCGCUCUUCCUCGUUUCACGCUUGACGAAGAGUCCAGCGAGCUUUCACCCAUCGAGAUCCAGUACGCCUCAAGACUGGCCUUCAACUACCUCCUUCGCGCCGGCCCCGUCAUCCUCCCCGUGAUCGACAAGUAUGCUGCGAAGCUCGCCGACUCGUCGGAAAAGAAGCUCUACAUCGUCACGGUCGACUUUCUCGACCAAGCCGUACCGGUACACAGUGUCAACGUGCGUCCGUCAGAGCUCGCUCCGGACCUCUCUAUGGCAUCAGAAUCGGCUGUACAAGUGGUGGUUGAGCUGGGGCCGAUCAGGGGCGGGUUCGCGACGAUAUGUAUGGAGAAGCACGUCCCAGUGAGCAAGUUCCGACAGCUUUUUGGGUCGAAAUAGGGUAGCGGAGGUGGUCGUGUACGUCGUCCAAUGAUAUAUCAAUCUAAACAAUCUCCCUUGCGAGUACGGGGAGGACCCAGCGGCUCC